Symbiodinium sp. CCMP2456 is the source of this 672-nucleotide messenger RNA. NCBI's taxonomy places the organism in Eukaryota, Dinophyceae, Suessiales, Symbiodiniaceae. The record is from the annotation of a GenBank genome assembly.
AUGCUCACAAAGGAUGAGAAUGGCAAGUUCGAGUGCCAGUGCAUAGUCUUUUCGGAUGCAGGGCGCAUCCUUGGUUUGGGAGACCUCGGCUGUUGGGGGAUGGGCAUUCCAAUUGGAAAGCUCGAUCUCUACACAGUCUGUGCCGGCUUCAACCCGUACAAGACGGUGCCGGUCAUUAUCGAUGCAGGAUGCACUGACGCAAGUGGCAAUUCAGCCAAGCUUACAAUCCGAGACCAUGAGCUGUACACAGGACCAACUAAGAUGCGGGUCCGUGGUGAGAUCAGUUUCACUUGUUUGGUGUUGUCUCGUGUCUUGCUUGCAGGAUUGAAACAGGAUCGAAUGAAGCACGAGGAUGCGCAAGGCUGGGCCCUAGUGCCAGGCGUGGACUCUUCGUUUCCUGACAUCUGUGCCGAAGUGAAUACUGCUUACUACGGGCCUUGCUCCCUCAUCGGCGAGUUCAUGUCUGCAGCAGCAGACAUCUUCAGCCGAAAAUGUUUACUUCAGUUCGAAGACUUCAAUACAAACGAUGCCUUCCCGCUGCUGGAGGAGUACCGGCACAAGUUCCUGAGCUACAACGACGACAUCCAGGGCACCGCAGCUGUUGUUGUAGCAGCGGUGCUGGGUGGAAUCCGGCUUCAGAAGCCAGGUAUCCUGGCCUUGACCCCAACCUGA